CGUCCCCACCGUCUCCAUCAGACGUUCGUCAGCCCUCCGAACUUGGCUUCACAGUGCCCGCCACUGUCUUCUGCGCUCCCGCGCUGCGUUCCGCCCAGGCCUUGCCCAGCUGGAAUGCAGAGAUCGCCGCCCGGCUACGGCGCACAGGACGACCCGCCCUCCCGCCGCGACUGUGCAUGGGCCCCCGGACUCGGGGCCGCUGCUGAGCCGCGCGGCCUCCCUGUCACCAACGUCUCGCCCGCCGAGCCCUCCUCGCCGUCCAGCCUUCCGCGGAGCCCACCGCGCAGCCCGGAGUCAGGGCGCUAUGGCUUCGGCCGCGGAGAGCGCCAAACGGCCGACGAGCUGCGCAUCCGGCGGCCCAUGAACGCUUUCAUGGUGUGGGCGAAGGACGAGCGCAAGCGACUGGCACAACAAAACCCGGAUCUGCACAACGCAGUGCUGAGCAAGAUGCUGGGCAAAGCGUGGAAGGAGCUGAACACAGCGGAAAAGCGGCCCUUCGUGGAAGAGGCCGAACGGUUGCGUGUGCAGCACUUGCGCGACCAUCCCAACUACAAGUACCGGCCUCGCCGCAAGAAACAGGCACGCAAGGCCCGGAGGCUGGAGCCUGGCCUCUUGCUCCCGGGCCUCGUGCAGCCGACUGCGCCGCCCGAGCCCUUCCCUGCAGCUCCAGGCUCAGCGCGUUCCUUCCGCGAGCUGCCCACGCUGGGCGCAGAGUUCGAUGGCUUGGGGCUACCCACGCCCGAGCGCUCGCCUCUGGACGGCCUGGAGCCUGGCGAGGCCUCCUUCUUCCCACCGCCUUUGGCACCCGAGGACUGCGCUGUGAGGGCUUUCCGGGCACCCUAUGCCCCCGACCUAGCACGGGACCCGAGCUUCUGCUACGGGGCGCCCUUGGCUGAGGCGCUCAGGACUGUGCCGCCUGCUGCGCCGCUCGCGGGCCUCUACUAUGGCACCCUUGGCACGCCAGGCCCGUACCCCAGUCCUCUGUCACCACCACCUGAGGCCGCACCUCUUGAGGGAACAGAGCAACUGGAGCCUACCGCCGACCUUUGGGCUGAUGUAGACCUCACCGAAUUCGACCAGUAUCUCAACUGCAGCCGGACUCGACCGGAUGCCACUACUCUUCCCUACCACGUGGCGUUGGCCAAACUGGGUCCACGCGCCAUGUCGUGUCCAGAGGAGAGUAGCCUCAUCUCUGCGCUGUCUGACGCCAGCAGCGCAGUCUAUUAUAGUGCCUGUAUCUCAGGCUAGGCACUGCCCCUGCCUUCCAGCGCUUCCGCAUGUGGCCAAACGGCAGGGCCCUGCCUGCUCCUUUCCUUUCGCAGAUGCAUGUUAGGCUAUGCAGCAGUCUAUAGAGCUGGUGGCCUAAGGGCCACUUCUGUCAUUCGUAUGCCUCCUUCUGGGAGUUCCUGUGCAGUGUGCCUUCCCUAGGAAGCCCAGGCCCUGGAUGUGCUAGCUGCCUCUGUCAGGGUUAAGUUUUUGAACCAUCUAAUUCUUUUCUGUCAUGUAUUUUCUAGAAUGAGACUGUAUUUUUUACUUUGCCUUUAUAUAUAUAUAUUCAUAUAUAAUACACUAUAUUUAAUUUUUAAUUAAACUUUUUUCUUUCAAA
Alexandromys fortis (reed vole) is the source of this 1606-nucleotide messenger RNA. RefSeq names its product SRY-box transcription factor 18 (gene Sox18). Gene Ontology annotation, molecular function: RNA polymerase II cis-regulatory region sequence-specific DNA binding; DNA-binding transcription factor activity, RNA polymerase II-specific. The record is from RefSeq and is a predicted model, not a curated record. The transcript is spliced from 2 exons. Lineage: Eukaryota; Metazoa; Chordata; Mammalia; Rodentia; Cricetidae. Gene Ontology annotation, biological process: angiogenesis; positive regulation of transcription by RNA polymerase II; vasculogenesis. Bases 115 to 1248 code for a protein of 377 amino acids.